GCUGGGCCUAUUCCGGAAAUGAACUUGUGACAGCGAAGAAAGAAUGCAGACGACUGAAUCAUAAUUGUGGAAUUGAACUCUGAACUCUACUGUCACAGCUGAAAUGUUAGAUUUGUCUUGCACGAUCUGUUUUCGGGGCUAACAAAACUGUGAAAAGUCCCUGUUCAGAGUCACCCUAUUGCAAUUUCAGGAAAGUAACCACCAAUCGUCUCGUUUUUAUUUUCAUACAGGCUAAACAGGAUUCCUGUUGUUGUUCAGCUGUAGUGACAGUGUAAACGUUAAGCCCCACUACUGAAGACCAUUGUUCACCAGAUGAGUGGCCUUGUUUUGAAGCCUUAAAUCAACUUGUAUCUAUAGAGCUCAGCUAUAAACAUCAACAAUUAACAGUCAUAACAUCAUAAUGGAAACUAAUGAUGUUGUAACAUUUCAUCAAUGUACAAUAUGCGAUGAGAUGUUUCAACAAUUUGAUGAUUUAGAAAACCACUACAAAAUGCAUGCCAGAGAAGACAAAACUGAUGAUUCAGAUAGAUAUUGUCAUGUUCAGUUUAUUAAAGAAGAGAAGACUAAUGAUGUAGAUGAAUAUUGUCAUGUUCAAUUUAAAGAAGAGAAAACUGAUGAUGUAAAUGAAAAUAGUCAUGUUAAAGAAGAUAUUGAAACUGUUUAUCAGUGUAAUUUAUGUGAUGAAGGAUUUAAAUCUGACAUUGAUUUAGAAAAACACUGCGAAAACCAUGUUAAGGAAGAGGGGUCUGUUUUACAACAUGGUAAAAAUAAGGAGACAAGUUUUAGUCAGUGUAAUGAAACAAAGAAAAAAAAGCGAGAGGGUUCCAUGAAAUGUCACAUUUGUGGUAAAUCUUUUUGUAAGAAUUAUUACCUGGAAAAUCACCUGAGAAUCCAUACCGGUGAAAGACCUUAUAAUUGUGAUGUUUGUAGUAAAUCAUUUGUCCAGCACAGUCACCUUUUGACCCACAUGAGAACCCAUUCUGGGAAAAAACCCUUCAAAUGUGAUAUUUGUGGUAAAUCGUUUGGGGGUAAGCUAAAACGACAUAUGAGCCUACAUACGGGAGAAAAGGCCUAUAAAUGUGAUGUUUGUGGUAAAUCAUUUUAUAACAGUACUAUUUUAGAGGGACACAUACGAACCCACACAGGGGUAAAACCCUUUAAAUGUGAUAUUUGUAGUAAAUCGUUUACUCAGAAUGGUAAUCUACAAGCGCACAUCCGAAUUCAUAAUGGAGUCAAACCUUAUACUUGUGGCGUUUGUAGUAAAUCAUUCUCGCGAAGUGGUGAUGUACAGAGACACAUGAAAACACAUACUGUGGAACAACCAUGAUUUUUGGAAAACAUUAUCAGGCCAACAGCCUAAUGUGACAAUAUAUGAAAUUUACACUCAGUAAUUAAUAAACCCAUUGGUUUUCAAUGAUUUCUAAUAAUUAUUUUUUGCAAUAAACAAUGAUAUAAAGUGCCCAUUGCAAUAAAGGAACUUGAGUGGAAACGGCAACACCCCAUGCUGUAGCCAUCUGUGUUAAAGAUAAUACAUGCUGUAGCCAUUUGUAGUAGUUAAUAUGACACAUGUUGUAUUAUUAUUCAUAGUAGAAAAUCCCCGGUAACAAUCUUAACAAGACUGUGUUGAUAUAAAAAGGAUUUAUCCAUUAUUAUAAGUGCUCAGAUGUGCUUUACAAUUCAAUAAAAUUAUAAAAUGCAGAUAGACAAUAUGAUAAAAAAACUAACUGGAAUGAUAAAAACAAUAAAUUGGUACACAUUAAAAGUAUCACAAUAAUAAUAGUGUAAAAGAAAUCAAAAUUAAGUUAGUCAUCUGUAUAGUAGUUAAUGUGGUACAAGAUGUAAAUAAAUGCUUUAAGUAAUUUUGGGGCUAUACUAUAUACUGGUGUUUUUCCGGUUUUCAAUAUAGCAUGGUGUUUUCCGGUAGUUUUCUGGUAUUUUCUGGUUGUUUUCCGGUAUAUAGUAUUGCCGGUUAUUUUGUCUGGAAUCUUUAAUUGGUCCGAGUGUGAGUUAAAACAUCUCUCAAUUGAACUCAGUUGAAGCUGAAUAAAGGAUAACAUUUCCUAAAAGUUUUUAUACACCCACAUUUUCACAUGGAAAUAUUAUAUUGUGGUCCCUAUCUGUCCAUUCACAUUGGUUAAGGCCAUGGGUUCCAUGUCAACCGUAUAUGCCGGUCGGGACCGAGGGCUUUGGAAAAUGACCGAAACUGGAUCAGACCCGUAGGUCAUUUUGCACGCCGGAAAAAUAGCAUAUUUUUGUGCAAAAUUAUAAAAUCCCAGGAUACGAUAAAACUCUGUACUGUCGUGAUGUUUGACUGUGAACUGUCGGGUAUAAUAAAAUUAACAGUGUUCAGUAGUCCACAAAUGGAAAUCACUGCCAAUUAAUUAUCACAAUCAACAAAGAUCAACAUCAAACAGAUUAAAAGCUUAAAGGGACUAUCCCGAUUAGAAAAGAGUCUCAAAAGUCCAAGUACGUAUGAAAUUUAAGCACCAAAAUAUAUAGGAAUGGUGUAUUGACCUUGUCUCAAAAUUUCUGCUCAAAAUAUUGAGUCGUUUGGACGUGAACGUCAAAACUGCUUAUCCGGACAAGUAACCCUUUUAAGAUUUCGGAUCAAUGUUUUCGUUGGGUGACCUGAUAAUCGAUUCCCGUUUCUUGAGAGGUCUAUACAGUGAAUGACCCAUGUGCUGUACUUGAUAGCGGACGGUAAAUUUCACCUACACAUUAUUUUUAUAAACAAAAGGUAUGGUUUUAUCCAGACACCGUAUAAUACCGUUUGGGACACCGGUCUCCAUUUCCAGAUGAAGACUGACGGGUUUAAGUUGUUUGCAAAUGUAUCACAAAUAUUGAGUUAUUUGCUCGGCCCGUAGGUAGAGGGUUUUAAGGCAUUUUAACACAAUAUUAAGCAGUUUUAGUCUCAAAAAAAUUAUCGGGAUUGGCCCUUUAACAUUUAAUCACUUAUAUUUAGCUGUGUUUUGUUUUUUAAUUAGUACUGUGUCAACAUGUCUCAUCUUGAUCCGAUUUCAAUCAAAGUUAACAUGUUUAUAUUACACAAUCUUAGAAUUAGACAUGUAUCGAACCUUAACCUUCUGGAUUAUUGUUCCUGAUUGUACGAAAAAUAUAUGUUUAGAUCUCCAAAGAUCUGGAAUUGGUUUAAAAUUUGGCAUGUAACAGAAUGUAACUU
Molecule: messenger RNA, 3178 nt
Organism: Patella vulgata (common limpet)
Lineage: Eukaryota; Metazoa; Mollusca; Gastropoda; Patellidae
Product: zinc finger protein 596
Exons: 2
Coding region: 401-1327 (308 amino acids)
Cellular component (GO): nucleus
Source: RefSeq, a predicted model, not a curated record